This is a messenger RNA of Bombyx mandarina (wild silkworm), 1867 nucleotides long. RefSeq names its product membrane-bound alkaline phosphatase. Lineage: Eukaryota; Metazoa; Arthropoda; Insecta; Lepidoptera; Bombycidae. Gene Ontology annotation, biological process: dephosphorylation. The record is from RefSeq and is a predicted model, not a curated record. Gene Ontology annotation, molecular function: alkaline phosphatase activity.
GUGUACAUUUAGUUGAUAUAAGCAGGUGCGCGAGACCACAGUGCAGUGAUGGCGCGACAAUGGAUCGCAGUGCUGGCUUUCGCCGUUGUCCUCGUCCUGACUGACGCAGAAGAUGCAGCGACCACGCCGAAACCCAAGAAGGUUCUGGAAACCGUCAUGAAUCCAGCUUACAUACCGGCUGAAGAAAAACACGGUUCCUAUUGGAAGAAGUCUGCUGCAUCAACACUAAAAUCUAAACUAAAAGAGAAGACGAACAAAAAUAAGGCCAGAAACGGAAUCCUUUUUAUUGGGGACGGAAUGUCGUUGGCCACUGUCAUGGCAGCACGGACUUAUGCCGGCCAACUGGAUCGAGGGCUGGGAGAAGAGAAUAUUCUCGAAUUCGAGAAAUUCCCGGUGACCGGAUUGGCUAGGACAUACUGCUUAGACGCCCAAGUGCCGGAUUCAGCGUGCACCGCCACCUCAUACCUGACCGGAGUGAAGACUAAAUACGGAGUAAUAGGUUUAGAUGGAAACGUGACCCGAGGAUCAUGUCACUCCCAACUCCACAAAGGAAACUGGGCGCCGUCUAUUGGACAAUGGGCCAUUGAAAACGGAUUAGACGUUGGUUUGGUCACAACAACUAGAGUGACGCACGCCUCACCCGCCGGCAUGUAUGCUCACGUUUCCGAGAGGAAUUGGGAGUCGGACGUUGAUGUACCAGCGGAGUGCCUGACCCUUGGCUGCCGGGACAUCGCGUACCAGCUCGUCAUGGAUAACCCAGGGAGACAGUUCAAGGUCAUCUUGGGCGGCGGCAGACGAGAAUUCCUCCCGAACGUCACUGGCUUUGGUAACAACACCGGGAAACGGGUUGAUGGAGUGGAUCUAACCGAGCUGUGGCACGUGGAUAAGCUCCAGAAGAAUGUGAGCCAUCAGUACGUGACAGACAGACUGGAGCUCUUGAAGGUAUACAAUUCUGAUGAUUUACCCGAAUACCUCCUGGGAUUGUUCAACACUGACCACAUGGCGUACCAUUUGAAGGCAGAAGACGAGCCGACUUUGGAAGAGAUGGUGGAAGUGGCCAUCAAAAUGCUCAGCAGGAACCCGAAGGGAUAUUUCCUGUUCGUUGAAGGUGGAAGAAUAGACCACGCGCAUCACGACAGCCUCGCGUAUUUGGCGUUAGACGAGACCGUCGAAUACGCUAAAGCCGUAAGAAAAGCCAGAUCGCUGACCGACGAAUCUGAGACCCUUAUUGUCGUGAGCUCCGACCACGCCCACACCAUGACCGUGGCCGGCUACCCGUCCAGAGGCAACGACAUCCUGGGCGUGGUGGACACGACGAACGGUGGCGACGGAAGACCUUACACUACGAUCAGCUACGCAAAUGGAAAAGCCGCUUCCAUUGACACGGACGGGCUCAGAGUCGACGUUACGAAGGAAAAAGGAUUUACGGAGCGUAGCUUGGAUUACGCGUACCCAAGUCUCGUGCCUCUGGACUCGGAGACCCACGGCGGCGAGGACGUGGCGGUGUUCGCGCUGGGACCCUGGCAGCACCUGUUCACCGCCAGCUACGAUCAGUCCGUGGUGCCUCACUUAAUGGCGUACGCGAUGUGCCUCACGGACGACCAGCAUCAGAACUGCCACCAGCCCGAGAGGCUCACGGAAGCCGCCUCGAGCGCGGUGUCAGUCUAUCCAUACCAACUAUUAUUAGCCCAAGCUGUGAUAUCAAUUAUUAGUUGUCUCUUAUAGUAUUCUAGUUUUAUUUGUAAAUAGUAUUAUUGAAUUUUGUAAAUAUUUUAUUAGGGUUUUAUUUUUAGGAUGCAUCGCGUUUCGAAACACUGUAUUCUAUUUGACGUUAUCAAUAAAUAAUAAAGAUGAAAAAGUGGAAUGA